Molecule: messenger RNA, 921 nt
Organism: Pleurotus ostreatus (oyster mushroom)
Lineage: Eukaryota; Fungi; Basidiomycota; Agaricomycetes; Agaricales; Pleurotaceae
Source: the annotation of a RefSeq genome assembly
AUGACAAACAACUUAAAAAUAAUUCCUAAUUUUCCUAAAAAUUUUUAUUCACUAGAAGCUUUUAAACCUUUAGGUAAAUUUUUGGAUAAAAAUUUAAAUGAAUUAAUUAAUACAGGUUUAGAUAUUAUAUCUCCUCUUUAUGACUUAUAUCUAAAUUAUCCUACAGAGUUAACUAGUUUAGCUUCUUUUAUUCCUGCUAUCUUUAUUUAUAAAAGUAUAGUAAAUUUAUAUUCAAAUAUAGCUUUUAAACACACACCUACAAACUUCUCACCGAUAGAUCUUCAUCCAUUUACACAGAUGAAAAGUAAAGAAGUAAAACUUUUUAUGAAUUUAGGUACUCCUUUCCUUCUGUGGAUCGUAGGUAUUUUAUAUGCAAUAAGAAAUAUACUUUUUCAAUACAAAAUUACUUUAACAAUAGAUAACUCUAUUGUAUCUGAUAAUUUCACUUCAAAUACAAAUAAUGAAGAUAAUUUAAAUAGUGGUUUUGGAAUAAUUGCUUUUUUAAAAAAUAAAAAACCUUUUUGAAUAAAAGAAAUUAUAGUAAUAGGGAUAAGUUUAUACUUUUUAAACUAUUUAUAUAAAAAUUUAGAAUCUAAUGAAAAUAAUAUUUUAAGUUCUUAUUUUUUAAAUUAUAUUAUUUAUGUAAAAAUAUUUUUUAUUUUUGGUUUGAUUUCUAGUUUAUUUAUGAUUCUUUAUUACAUUUGUACAAUAUAUUUGUUUAUAAUGUUUUCAAAAAAAAAAAUAAGUAAACCUAUUUAUUUACCUGAAUUUAUUUUAAAUUGAAUAGAUGAAAUUCACAAAAUGAGUUUUAUUAAAAAUAAAGGAUUUUUCAUAGAAUUUUAUUUUAGAUUAAUAAUGGUUUAUCUUUUUAUCUUCGUUCUGACUUUUUAUACAUUAAUCUGUUUAUUUAAUAUACAAUAA